Messenger RNA from Mercurialis annua (annual mercury), 1874 nucleotides. RefSeq names its product fructokinase-like 1, chloroplastic. Gene Ontology annotation, biological process: chloroplast organization; plastid transcription. Gene Ontology annotation, molecular function: kinase activity. The record is from RefSeq and is a predicted model, not a curated record. Gene Ontology annotation, cellular component: chloroplast nucleoid. The coding region runs from base 68 to 1546 and encodes 492 amino acids. The transcript has 2 exons. Lineage: Eukaryota; Viridiplantae; Streptophyta; Magnoliopsida; Malpighiales; Euphorbiaceae.
ACCCGAUUGAAUAAAUAAUUCAAAAUUGGAUAAACCCUCAGACAUUUGUUGAACUAAAAACCCCUCCAUGGCUACUUGUCUUCUACUUCCAAAUCUUCAUCACUCUCUUUUCUUAAACCCUAUCGAUCCCACUUCUCAAUUCCCACAAUCCCUAAAAACCCACAAUUUUAAACACAUUUUUAACUUACAUUAUCAUCAAUUAAAACCACCGCAAGCUUCACCUUCAGCUUCACCUUCCAUUAAUGGCGACUCCGACAAUGGAGCCAUUGAAUCCCCAAAACCCUCUCGCCGUGGCCGCAAGAAGAAACCCACUUCUUCAUCUUCAUCUUCAAAAACUUCCAAAAAAACCCAGCCUGAAAAAAAUAACGACACAAUUAGCGACGAUGUAGAAGAUUUUGACGACGGGGUUGAUUUCCCUUACGACAAUCCUCCGCUAAUCUGCUGCUUCGGCGCUGUACAGAAAGAAUUUGUGCCCACCGUUCGGGUCCAUGAUAACCAGAUGCACCCGGAUAUUUACUCUCAGUGGAAGAUGCUUCAGUGGGACCCUCCUGAGUUUGUGAGGGCCCCCGGUGGGUCCCCGUCCAACGUGGCCAUAUCUCAUGUCAGGCUGGGAGGGAGGGCUGCGUUUAUGGGGAAAGUUGGGAAUGAUGAUUUUGGGGAGGAGCUUGUGUUGAUGAUGAAUAAAGAGAGAGUGCAGACCAGAGCUGUUAAGUUUGAUGAGAGUGUUAAAACGGCUUGUAGUUUUAUGAAGGUUAAAUUUGGUGAUGAUGGUAAGAUGAAGAUGGAGAUGGUUAAAGAAGCUGCUGAGGAUUCGCUUCUUGCUUCGGAAUUGAAUCUUUCCGUGCUUAAAGAGGCUAGGAUGUUCCACUUUAAUUCAGAAGUUCUAACGUCGCCUUCCAUGGAAUCCACUCUCUUUAGAGCCAUCAAAUUGUCUAAAAAGUUUGGAGGGCUUAUAUUUUUUGAUCCAAAUUUGCCGUUGCCUCUCUGGAAAUCUCGUGAGGAGACUUGGCAAGUCAUCAAGAAAGCUUGGAAUGAGGCUGAUGUGAUUGAGGUUUCAAGGAGAGAACUAGAAUAUCUCUUGGAUGAAGAUUAUUAUGAGAGGAAAAGGAAUUACACGCCACAAUAUUAUGCUGAAAACUACGAGCAAACCAAGAACAGGCGAGAUUACUAUCAUUAUACUCCUGAGGAAAUUUCUCCAUUGUGGCAUGAUGGACUUAAGCUUUUGGUUGUGACUGAUGGAACAAUUAGGAUUCAUUAUUAUACCCCUUCUUUUGAUGGUGUUGUGGUUGGAACAGAAGAUGUGCUUAUAACGCCAUUCACAUGUGAUAGAACUGGAUCUGGUGAUGCUAUUGUGGCUGCUAUGAUGAGAAAGCUUACUAUUUGCCCUGAGAUGUUUGAAGAUCAAGAUAUUUUGGAGAGGCAGCUUCGCUUUGCGGUUGCAGCAGGAAUUAUAGCACAAUGGACUAUUGGUGCUGUUAGAGGUUUUCCUACUGAGAGUGCAACGCAGAAUUUGAAAGAACAGGUUUAUGUCCCUUCAAUGUGGUAGUUUAGAUUUCGGAAUAAGAGACUCAAAACAUCCAUGGAUGAGUUUUUCUAGCAAGAUCCUCCCGUGAUGUAGGAAUUUUUCCUUCUCGGUCCAGAUCAAGAGAGAAUUUAGAUUUGGAGAAGAUAUCAUAGAGUUUAUUCUGAUGGCUCUCUCUCCAGGUUAAAUUUCUACUCGAAGUGCUAUAAUUGUUGAGUAUUUGAUAAUGUGCAUAUAGGAGCAUCAAAUGUGCAUUUUUCUCUUGUCAUUGAAGCACAACCAUUUUUGUGAUUGAAAUAUUCAAAUACUAAGAAAAUUUAACUUGUUGAAUUUGCUUCGAGAUUUUCCAUCA